Molecule: messenger RNA, 1627 nt
Organism: Hipposideros armiger (great roundleaf bat)
Lineage: Eukaryota; Metazoa; Chordata; Mammalia; Chiroptera; Hipposideridae
Gene: SULT6B1
Product: sulfotransferase family 6B member 1
Exons: 7
Coding region: 1-750 (249 amino acids)
Molecular function (GO): sulfotransferase activity
Source: RefSeq, a predicted model, not a curated record
AUGGUCACCUCAGAGGAAGAGCAGCUCACCAACCUGGGUUCAAAUUGGAUUCUUCACAUCAUUAAUGAGUUAAUAUUUGCUGAUUCCAAAAAAAAGUAUGAAUACCCAGAAUUCCCAGUUCUUGAAUGCGGGGACCCAGAAAAAUACCAGAGAAUGAAACAGUUUCCAUCGCCAAGGAUUUUGGCAACUCACCUCCAUUAUGACAAAUUACCUGCGUCCAUCUUCAAGCAGAAAGCCAAGAUAUUGGUGAUAUUUCGAAAUCCCAAAGAUACAGCGGUAUCAUUUUUCCAUUUCCACAAUGAUGUCCCCAAUAUUCCAAGUUACAGUUCUUGGGAUGAAUUCUUCAGACAGUUUAUGAAAGGACAAGUUUCUUGGGGAAGCUAUUUUGAUUUUGCAAUUAAUUGGAACAAACAUCUUGAGGAUGAAAAUGUUAAGUUCAUAUUAUAUGAAGACCUGAAAGAGAAUCUGGCCGCUGGAAUAAAACAAAUUGCUGAGUUCUUUGGAUUUUCUUUAACUGGGGAGCAGAUUCAAACUAUCUCGGCUCAGAGUACCUUCCAGGCAAUGCGAGCAAAGUCCCAGGAAACGCAUGGGGCUGUUGGCCCAUUCCUGUUCCGUAAAGGUGAAGUUGGUGAUUGGAAAAAUUUGUUCAGUGAAACUCAGAACCAAGAAAUGGAUGAAAAAUUCAAAGAGUGCUUAGCAGGCACUUCCCUACAAGCAAAGUUCAAGUACGAGUCAUAUUUCCAGGCUUGAUCCUGGUCAGUUCAACAGGGCUGGUAUUUUAUUUUCCUUCAUAAUAACUGAAUUUAAAUAAUUAAAUAACAAUCAGAUCAAAUAAUCAAAUGAUGCUAAAUGGCAACAUUUAGGUACACAUAAUACAAAUGUAGUAAUAACAACUGAAGUUUUUGAUCACCAACUUAAAUUUGUUGACCUUUUGAGGAAAGGCCACUUAGCUACAAAAGGGAUACUUAAAAGCAUCUAUCAAACAUAAAGAUUAAAAAAGACCUUUUAUAUAUUAAAAAAAGUGGGAGAAAUAGUACCUAACAUACGUGCACUACAAGAAAUAUUAGAGAAAGUGCUAUAAGCAAAAGGAAAAUGGUACCAGAUGGAAAUUUUAAUCUACACAAAGGAAUAAAGAGCACCAGAAAUGGUGAAUAUGUGGGUAUAUAUAAGAGAGAUUUUCCUCAUUUUAAAAUCUCUUUGAAAGAUUAAUUGCCUAUUCAAAGCAAAAGUAAUAGCAAUGUAUUCUGCAAUUUAUUAUAUAUGUAGAAGUAAAUGUAUGAUAACAAUGGCACAAAGCAUGGGAGAGGGGUAACAGAAGUAUAUUCUUUUACAUUUUGGAAAGAAAUUUGAUAAAAUUAUAUGUCUAUAUACCUUACAAUCCAGCAAUUAUACACCUAGGGAUAUACUCUGGAAAAACACUCCGUCAUUUGCAUAAGGAUACAUGUAGGAAAAUUUUUAUUGCGGUAUUAUUUGUAAAUAGUGAGAAAUUUACAAACUAAACUGAGAGGACUCAAAAAAUAAAAUUACAAAUGAAAGAGGAAGCAUUACAUUUGAUAACACAGAAAUACUGAGGACUAAAAGAAACUACUAUGAACUAUUAUACACCAACAAAUUGGAUAACCUAGAA